This is a messenger RNA of Vicia villosa (hairy vetch), 11814 nucleotides long. RefSeq lists its product as uncharacterized. Bases 1494 to 5882 code for a protein of 1462 amino acids. The record is from RefSeq and is a predicted model, not a curated record. The transcript is spliced from 3 exons. NCBI's taxonomy places the organism in Eukaryota, Viridiplantae, Streptophyta, Magnoliopsida, Fabales, Fabaceae.
CAAUAGUAAAGUCACUCAAUCCAAUCCCUAAUAGAUUCUAGUAACAUAUUAAAAUGAACAUUAACCAGUAUCAGUUCUGCAUGUGAAAUCUUUUUUCUAUGAUUCAAAUCCAUUCUAAACCAGAGUGAAUGUUUUGUACUGGGAGAUAAACACAAAGUCGGAUGAUUUUGGCGCCUAAUUGUCAUGAAUCUCAUCCCCGCUAACACCCUCCUCCGCCGGCCGCCUUCUCUAUCACAGACCCACCCUCAUCCAUCAACAGUUAUGUUGCAUCUCUCUCAUAUUCUCAUCUCUCCGUUAACAAUUACCCCUUCCGUAAGCUGUUUUCGCCAUCCUCCUUAAUCGUCACAGCUACUUUUGCUAUCGUCCGUUAGGUUACCUUCCCUCAAAGCCCUAUUUGCCAUCACUAGGUUGAUUCGAGGUUUUGGCGAAAAUAUGUGGAAGAAAUCAGAAACAACUUGCACUUGGCGACAUAUAUUUUCUAAUUGCUAAUUGUGUCAUGUUAAGUGCAUAAACACCACAUGAGAGAAGUAUUGUGCAUAAUCCAUAGAAAUAUUGUGUCAGCUAUCAAUUUGGACUGUAAGUUGGAGCUAAAACCAAUUGUGCUGCUAGCUAAUUAAUGUUGAGUAUAACUACAAUCUAAAGGUACAUUGUUUUUUUUUUUAAAAUUUGACAAUGAUAGUCUACCAACAAUUUAUCCCCACACAUUUCCUUUGACAAAUUGUUUCAAGAUUAAUGAUAGUCUACCAACAAUUUUGUUGCUGUCAAACACUCUGUGACAUGCUAACAAAAGCAAAUAAUCUGAUGACGAUAAUGUAUACUGUUUAAAUAUGCACUUUUAAUUAUCAACACUCAGAUAGGAAAUAUAAAAGUAUUCAAGCAAUGCUUUGGAUUUUUGAUUGACAAUGCUGAUAAUAAAAUAAAAAGGUAUCUCAUAUGAAGCGCAGAAAAUUUUUUAGUCUGCACCCAGUUACACAAUUUCCACCACAGUACUUCUACUACAUUCUUGGCCUUUAUUAGUGGUAUCCUACAACAACUUGAUAAGCAAUGAGAAUUCCUGCAAUACUUCUCUUUCAACUUGUGUACGUUAACCUUAUUCCAAGAAACCUAAUAAUAUUCAUGCAAUUCCUGUAAACAUUAACACACAGCUAAGUCACGUAGUAUAAAAAUUUAACUUAAGAAACUGUAUGAAAUACUAGAAAACUUUUAUUAGUUGAAUUUUAAUAAUAGAAAGGUAGAAUUACCUCAAAAAUACAAAUGUACUAGAUGUAUGAAAUACUAGAAAACCAAAAGUGCACUAAGCUGGACACUUAAAUCCUUCUGGUGGAUGUUUGCCACAAUCAACUAGAAGCUGAAGAGCAAUGGGUAAAACAAGGUUUACAUUGAGAAGCUUGAGUUUGAUAGUGCUGCAGAGACACACAGCAGCAUCUAAAUCCGCAAGUCCUUGAAUCAACGGACAACACGUCUGUUUAGCACUACCACCAAUUCCAAUAUGUAUGAUUCCACCAAGUACAUCAACACAUGCACCCAAUUUCAAAGCAUCAAUAGGGCAUGUUGGUUGUGCAGGUGGUGGACAUGGAGAUCCACUAGGUGGUGUUGGUGGUGUCUUCACAGGCGGUGUAGGUGUUGGUGGACUAAUAACUGGUGGUUUUGGUGUUGGUGGAGUAGUUGGUGGCGGUUUUGGAGUUGGUGGUGUAAUCACUGGCGGUGUAGGUGUUGGCGGACUAACAACUGGUGGUUUAGGUGUUGGCGGUGUAACAACUGGUGGUGUUGGUGGAGUAGAUGUAGGCGGUUUUGGUGUUGGUGGUGUAAUCACUGGCGGUGUAGGUGUUGGCGGACUAACAACUGGUGGUUUUGGUGGUGUAAUCACUGGCGGUGUUGGUGGAGUAGUUGUUGGCGGUUUUGGUGUUGGUGGUGUAAUCACUGGCGGUGUUGGUGUUGGCGGACUAACAACUGGUGGUUUUGGUAUUGGUGGUGUAAUCACUGGUGGUGUUGGUGGAGUAGUUGUAGGCGGUUUUGGUGUUGGUGGUGUAAUCACUGGCGGUGUAGGUGUUGGCGGACUAACAACGGGUGGUUUUGGUGGUGUAAUCACUGGCGGUGUAGGUGUUGGCGGACUAACAACGGGUGGUUUUGGUGGUGUAAUCACUGGCGGUGUAGGUGUUGGCGGACUAACAACGGGUGGUUUUGGUGGUGUAAUCACUGGCGGUGAUGGUGGAGUAAUUGUUGGCGGUUUUGGUGUUGGUGGUGUAAUCACUGGCGGUGUUGGUGUUGGCGGACUAACAACUGGUGGUUUUGGUGUUGGUGGUGUAAUCACUGGUGGUGUUGGUGGAGUAGUUGUAGGCGGUUUUGGUGUUGGUGGUGUAAUCACUGGCGGUGUAGGUGUUGGCGGACUAACAACUGGUGGUUUUGGUGGUGUAAUCACUGGUGGUGUUGGGGGAGUAAUUGGCGGUUUUGGUGUUGGUGGUGUAAUCACUGGCGGUAAUGGUGUUGGCGGACUAACAACUGGUGGUUUAGGUGUUGGUGGUGUAAUCACUGGUGGUGUUGGUGGAGUCGUUGUAGGCGGUUUUGGUGUUGGUGGUGUAAUCACUGGCGGUGUAGGUGUAGGCGGACUAACAACUGGUGGUUUUGGUGGUGUAAUCACUGGUGGUGUUGGUGGAGUAGUUGUAGGCGGUUUUGGUGUUGGUGGUGUAAUCACUGGCGGUGUAGGUGUUGGCGGACUAACAACUGGUGGUUUUGGUGGUGUAAUCAUUGGAGGUGUUGGUGGAGUAGUUGUUGGCGGUUUUGGUGUUGGUGGUGUAAUCACUGGCGGUGUAGGUGUUGGCGGACUAACAACUGGUGGUUUUGGUGGUGUAAUCACUGGAGGUGUUGGUGGAGUAGUUGUUGGCGGUUUUGGUGUUGGUGGUGUAAUCACUGGCGGUGUAGGUGUUGGCGGACUAACAACUGGUGGUUUAGGUGUUGGUGGUGUAAUCACCGGUGGUGUUGGUGGAGUAGUUGUUGGAGGUUUUGGUGUUGGUGGUGUAAUCACUGGCGGUGUUGGUGUUGGAGGUUUCGGUGUUGGUGGUGUAAUCACUGGUGGUAUUGGCGGACUAACAACUGGUGGUUUUGGUGUUGGCGGUGUAAUCACUGGUGGUGUUGGUGGAGUAGUUGUUGGCGGUUUUGGUGUUGGUGGUGUAAUCACUGGAGGUGUAGGUGUUGGCGGACUAACAAUUGGUGGUUUUGGUGGUGUAAUCACUGGUGGUGUUGGGGGAGUAGUUGUUGGCGGUUUCGGUGUUGGUGGUGUAAUCACUGGUGGUGUUGGUGUUGGCGGAGUAACAACUGGUGGUGUCGGUGUUGGCGGUGUAAUCACCGGUGGUGUUGGUGGAGUAGUUGUGGGCGGUUUCGGUGUUGGUGGUGAAAUCACUGGCGGUUUUGGUGUUGGUGGAGUAGUUGUUGGCGGUUUCGGUGUUGGUGGUGUAAUCACUGGCGGUGUUGGUGUUGGCGGAGUAAUAACUGGAGGUGUUGGUGUUGGAGGUUUCGGUGUUGGUGGUGUAAUCACCGGCGGUGUUGGUGUUGGCGGAGUAACUAUUGGUGGUGUUGGUGUUGGCGGAGUAAUCACUGGAGGAGUAGGUGGAGUAGUUGUUGGAGGUUUAGGUGUUGGUGGUGUAAUCACUGGCGGUGUUGGUGUCGGUGGAGAAACAAUUGGCGGUGUUGGUGUUGGCGGUUUCGGUGUUGGUGGUGUAAUUACCGGCGGUGUUGGUGUUGGUGGAGUAACAACUGGAGGUGUUGGUGUUGGGGGCGUAAUCACUGGUGGUGUUGGUGGAGUAGUUGUUGGCGGUUUCGGUGUUGGUGGUGUAAUCACUGGCGGUGUUGGUGUUGGCGGAGUAAUAACUGGAGGUGUUGGUGUUGGAGGUUUCGGUGUUGGCGGAGUAACAACAGGUGGUGUUGGUGUUGGCGGUGUAAUUACUGGUGGAGUAGGUGGAGAAGUUGUUGGAGGUUUUGGUGUUGGUGGUGUAAUCACCGGCGGUGUUGGUGUUGGUGGAGAAACAAUUGGCGGUGUUGGUGUUGGCGGUUUCGGUGUUGGUGGUAUAAUCACCGGCGGUGUUGGUGUUGGAGGAGUAACAACUGGCGGUGUUGGUGUUGGAGGCGUAAUCACUGGUGGUGUUGGUGGAGUAGUUGUUGGCGGUUUCGGUGUUGGUGGUGUAACCACUGGCGGUGUUGGUGUUGGCGGAGUAAUAACUGGUGGUGUUGGUGUUGGAGGUUUCGGUGUUGGUGGUGUUAUCACCGGCGGUGUUGGUGUUGGCGGAGUAACAACUGGUGGUGUUGGUGUUGGCGGUGUAAUCACUGGUGGAGUAGGUGGAGUAGUUGUUGGAGGUUUCGGUGUUGGUGGUGUAAUCACCGGCGGUGUUGGUGUUGGUGGAGUAACAAUUGGCGGUUUCGGUGUUGGUGGAGUAAUAACUGGUGGUGUUGGUGUUGGCGGUGUAGGUGGAGUAGUUGUUGGUGGUUUCGGUGUUGGUGUUGGUGGAGUAACAAUUGGAGGUGUUGGUGUUGGAGGUUUCGGUGUUGGUGGUGUAAUCACCGGCGGUGUUGGUGUUGGCGGCGUAAGAACUGGUGGUGUUGGUGUUGGCGGAGUAGUUGUUGGAGGUUUAGGUGUUGGUGGUGUUAUCACCGGCGGUGUUGGUGUUGGUGGAGAAACAAUUGGUGGUGUUGGUGUUGGUGGUUUCGGUGUUGGUGGUGUAAUCACCGGCGGUGUUGGUGUUGGUGGAGUAACAAUAGGGGGUGUUGGUGUUGGCGGAGUAACAACUGGUGGUGUUGGUGUUGGCGGUGUAAUCACUGGUGGAGUAGGUGGAGUAGUUGUUGGAGGUUUCGGUGUGGGUGGUGUAAUCACCGGCGGUGUUGGUGGAGUAACAAUUGGCGGUGUUGGAGUUGGCGGUUUCGGUGUUGGCGGAGUAACAACUGGUGGUGUUGGUGUUGGCGGUGUAAUCACUGGUGGUGUAGGUGGAGUAGUUGUUGGAGGUUUCGGUGUUGGUGGUGUAAUCACCGGCGGUGUUGGUGUUGGUGGAGUAACAAUUGGAGGUGUUGGUGUUGGAGGUUUCGGUGUUGGUGGUGUAAUCACCGGCGGUGUUGGUGUUGGUGGAGUAACAAUUGGCGGUGUUGGUGGUGUAAUCACUGGCGGUGUUGGUGUUGGCGGAGUAAUAAUUGGUGGUGUUGGUGUUGGCGGUGUAAUUACUGGUGGUGUAGGUGGAGUAGUUGUUGGAGGUUUCGGUGUUGGUGGUGUAAUCACCGGCGGUGUUGGUGUUGGUGGAGAAACAAUUGGCGGUGUUGGUGUUGGCGGUUUCGGUGUUGGUGGUGUAACAACCGGUGGUGUUGGUGUUGGUGGAGAAACAAUUGGCGGUGUUGGUGUUGGCGGUUUCGGUGUUGGUGGUGUAACAACUGGUGGUGUUGGUGGAGUAACAAUUGGCGGUGUUGGUGUUGGUGGAGUAAUCACCGGCGGUGUUGGUGUUGGCGGAGUAACAACUGGUGGUGUUGGUGUUGGUGGUGUAAUCACCGGCGGUGUUGGUGGAGUAACAAUAGGUGGUGUUGGUGUUGGCGGUUUUGGUGUUGGUGGUAUAAUCACUGGCGGUGUUGGUGUUGGUGGAGUAGUUGUUGGCGGUUUUGGUGUUGGUGGAGUAACAACCGGCGGUGUUGGUGUUGGCGGUGUAAUCACUGGUGGUGUCGGUGGAGUAGUUGUUGGCGGUUUUGGUGUUGGUGGUGUAAUCACUGGCGGUGUUGGUGUUGGCGGACUAACAACAGGUGGUUUUGGUGUUGGUGGUGUAAUCACUGGUGGUGUUGGUGGAGUAAUAGUUGGCGGUUUUGGCGUAGGACCAUAUGGUGGUGUUAUUGGCGCAAUGGGUGGUUUAGGAAUAUGAGGUGGGCUCACCACAGGUGGAGUAGGACCAUAUGGUGGUGUUACUGGCGCAACUGGUGGUUUCGGUACGUGAGGCGGUUUCACAACAGGUGGAGUAGGACUAUAUGGUGGCGUUACAGGCACAACCGGUGGUUUAGGACCAUGAGGUGGUUUCACAACAGGUGGUGGAUGUUUUGGUACAUAAGGUGGUUUAGGACCAUGAGGUGGUUUCACAACAGGUGGCGGAUGUUUUGGUACAUAAGGUGGGUGCUUUGUGGGGGGUUUUGGAACGUGAGGUGGAUGUACUGUAGGAGGUUUAGGAUGAUGAGGAGGGUAAACAUGUGGCGGUUUUGGUGAUGGUUUAGGAGGAUGAUUCUUUGGUAGCUUUUCAACCGGGUGUUUAACAACAGGAGUGUGGUGCGUUGGUGGCUUAGGAGAUGGUGUAGGACAAUAAGGAGCAGCAAGAACAUUGAGUAAGGUACUCAAGUUUAAGAAAAGGAUUAAAACAUUGGCUAUAGCAUAGUUUGCCAUGUUUCAAAGAUUGUACUACUGCUGCAUGCUACUACUGCUUCACACUCCACUUACAAUAAAUGGGUGAGUUAAGAUGUUUAUAUAGUGCAUACAAAAUCUUGAAAUUUUGAUAAAUCUUUGUCGUGGGUCACAUUCAACACUGUGUUACACCAAUCAAUGUAGCUAAAUAACAAUACUGUAUAUUGGCACUAUACUGUUCAUUGUUUUUUUAUUGAAUCAUUUACUUGGAUCGACAUAAAAAUCACUGACUUGGAGUUAUAUGAUUGAAUGUAAUGGUUUCAGAGUGUAGGUUAUUGUUGCUUUAGUCAAAUAUGUUUAGUCUUAAAAAAAUGUUUAUACUGCUAGAAUUAUGAAAUUUGAAAAUGUUAAAGAAAUGUUUAUACUGCUAGAAUAGUAGAAUUAUAGAAUUUGAAAAUAAGUUUGGAUGAUAUAUUUUUAUCUUAUAAGCAAUAUGGUUGUAUAUCUGUCAUAACAUUCUUAACUUGUGUAUAUUCCAUAUGCUUGUGCAUUUCAUCAAAGGUGGAAAAGGAUUAAUCUAGUAGUGUUCCCAUUCAUAUGUUUCCGAAACCAACCACUUAAUUAAGCUUAAUGAAUUAACUUAGAUCUUAUUUACAAUCUUUAACAUAUAUGUAUUUAAGUAUUCAAGGAUUGGGAUAAUUUUUAUUGGGUUAUAGAGAGAAACACCACAUGAUACGAUCAGUUCAUAAGUGACAUGAAAGGGUCAUACGACGGAACGGACGGGUGCGAUGAGCCCAUGUCCAUCACAGGCCAAUGACAGAUUAGGUGUUUUUGAAAGGGGAUGUUUUGGACAAGGCUGCUGGAGAAAACCGCUCCUCUGAUUUAUGUGAGAAAACAUAUGUAGUAUGUACACGUCUUCGAUGAGGAGUUGCAGAAAGACUGAGACUGUUUUCUUACCACGAUGCUCCCUAAUCUUUGAAACUCAUAGAAUUGAUACAUUAAUUAAAAAAAUUUGGAUACAGAUAAAAGGUGUGCAAAAUAUUCGGUUAUGAUGACUAAAUUUAUAACUAGAACAAAAUCUUCAUUAAAUAUCCGGAUUUGAUUUAUGGUUAUAAACCGGUUUAUUUACGUACGAUUGGUUAUCCAACCAUAUUUUAUUUUUGAAUUUGGUUGAAAUCCAAUUAUCAUCUAAUGUCCAAAUUAAAUAAAUAUUUCAAAUUUUCAUUGUGCUAAAUAUUCACCCAUAUACGUUUUGUCCCCUCCCUUUUAUCAUAUAACUACAAUUUAUCUUCCAAAUAAAUAUUUAAUAUAUAGAUUUGUAAAAGGUUUUGCAGUGCUGUGUUUAAAAUCAAUAUAUAAUACAAUAUGUAAAAUUUUGAAAUGCGCUGCUGUGCUAAAAUAGAUAAUAAUGUGACAAUUUAUUUAUCCAUCACCUCGGGUGAGAAUCCCGCUUAAAACUCCAUAAUAUUCAUAACUUCGGAGAUGCAUCUCCAAAGUCAUUUUCCCCCAUAUUUUUUAGAAUUUGGAGAUGCAUUUUCGAAAACACUAUCUUUUGAGUGUUUUCGAAUAUGCAUAUCCGAAAUAAUCUAUUUUUAAAUGUUUUCGAAAAUGUAUCUCUGAAAACAAAAACUCUCCAAACUUCUUCUCCGAAACAACAACCCAUUUUUUCUUUUUCUCUUAUCUUUCUUCCAUUAUGGUGGUUGCAUCAAUUUGGUCAUUUUUCAAUUUUCUGUUAUCUUCUCUCUUCCAUUACGUUUCCAUUACGUUGUUUAAAUUUGGUCCUUUUUCAAAAAAUCAAUGCACUUUCACACUCAUCAUCAAACAGAAUUUCAUUCUUUUCAAAAAAUCAACUCAAUUUUGUACCUACCAAUAAACAAUAAACAUAAUUCAGAAAUAUUAGUUUUUAAAAAUGGAAGCAUAUGAAUUAUUACAAAUCAAAGCUGAUGGAGACUUUAAUCACUCCAUUGCAUCUAUGUUGUUUAAAUUUGGUCCUUCUUCUCCACUGCGCAUCUUCGAAGGCACAUUUUUUAUAUAUUUUUUGAAAGUGCACAUCUAAAAUUAUUAUUUUUUUUUCAAAAAAAUGUGCCUUAGAAAAUGCACUUUUGAAAUAUAAGGACGUUUUAAGAAUUUCGCGCGGAUUCUAAGAAGGUUGGGGAUGGAUAAAGAAAUUGUUUAAUAAUAUAGUAUUUUUUUUUACACGUCUUUUAAUUAAUGUUUUUAGCAAAUCAAAUAAAUUACAAUAAUUACAUCUAGUGCCUGUUUUACAAAAACUGCUAUUGUUAUUAUUAUUAUUUUUUUUAAAUUUGGAUAAUCUGUUGUAUUAAACAAAUUUGUGACCAGUAACUAAAUGUGGCCGUAACUAUUUUAAAGCUUACAUGAUGAGAUCUAUAACCGAAGUUUAAUAUUAUUCUAUUUUAUAACUAUUAUUUUUUAUUUGUAAUAAUAUUAUUCUAUUUUAUAACUAUUAUUUUUUAUUUGUAAUAAUAUUAUUCUAUUUUAUAACUAUUAUUUUUUAUUUGUAAUUAGUGGCAUUGUGCCUAAUAUGCUAUCAAAAUUUAUGUUUUAAAAGUUUCUAUGUUAAAAUUUCAGUUUUUAAUAUCAAAAUUUUUAAAAUCAUUUGUAGUUUAAUAUUUACUUAAACCUAUUUUUAAAACUAAAAAUAUUAAUUUUUGUGUAAAAUUUGACACUAAAAACCAAUUUUAACAAAUAAUCGGUUUUUAAACAAAUGAAAAACCAGUUUUUUUUAUCCAAAUUAUAAAUAAUCGGUUUCAAAAUAGUUUUUAAAAAGAUAACCAAAUUAAAAUUGAUUAUUUAAACAUAACCAAAUUUAUAACAAAUUUUGUAAUUAAUUUUGAUUGAAAUGUGAUUGUGGUAAUAAUUUUUAUCUAUUUUAUAGUUUAUAAAUGAAUAUGGUUUGAUUUAUAAAAAUACUCAAACAUACACACCCUUAAAUACAAGAGCUCUAUAGCUUUCUCUACUUAAAACACUAAUAAAAAUAUUUUUUAUUUUUAAAAAACAUGAAGUCCUAAAUAAGUUGAACAAUAUAUUGUAGACGUUCCACUUUAAUAUAUCAAUUUAUGUUCAAAUAACAUUAUAUUUUACAAUUUUAGUUUAACUUUUCAAAUAUUCACUAUUAUGAUUAUGAACACAUAAACGACUUUAAAGAUUUUCUGCUUAAAAUAAUAUCCCAUCCUUUCAUUUAUAAGUGGGCUGCAAUAUUACAAGCCUAUUAACUCCAAUCAGAGAACAAAUUGAUACAACUUAUGCUAUAAAACUAUAAAGUCACUUUUGGUUAAUAAUGACAAUAACAGCUUACUGUAUAAUCAAGUUUAAGAUUCCCAUCAUAUAUAUUUUUUGUAAGUAAUCACAUUUUUAGUGAACAGAAUCUAUCCAUUUUUGGAAUGUGUACAGCGCACAUGUAGAAAGAGAAACGGAUUUUAGUCUAAUAAUGUCUUAUGUGAUGUCGGUAAUAUCUUAACCUUGUAUGUAUCUCGAUGUCGGCUCGGAACUUCUUCAAUCAUGAGUUGGCUUUCAUAUGCAACAUGUCAGUGAAGUCUUUUUCUUAGUAAAAACAAGUCAAGUGAAGUUGAAAACUUUGAAUCCAGGUAUCUUAAAGUGACAACUGACGAUAACAUUAACAGAGUGUAUAGAUAAGAACUAGAUUCGUAAUUCUAGAUAGAUGCAUUUCUCUAAAUAUCAAAAUAUGGCCAUGAAUAUGAAAUCUAGCAUUAAGGUUCAUUUUAGAAACGUAUAUGUACAAUUAAAAUUUUAUGUUUGAGUUUAAUCGAGUCAUUCAUAGAUUUUCUCAUAAAAAAGACAGUAGUUGGAAGGUUCUUGAAAAAGUUUGUUGAAGCAAAAGUCGUAAUUCAAUUUUAAUUACUCAUAAAAAUAGAUUUAGAACCUGGAAAGUGUUAGGAAAAUGAAAAGUGUUAAGGUCAUUAGGGAUUAGGGCUGUUAAAAAAAAAUCUAAAAAUUGAACCGAACUGAACCGUUGAACUGAAUUGAAAUUAUUAUAACCGAACUGUUAUGUUUGGUUAAUGGGGCUCAAACCAUUAUGGACAAACAGUUCUAGAACUGAACUGCAACUGAAAUCGAACUGAAUUGAAACUGAACCCGAAUCGAACCAAAAUUGAAAAUGAAAAAUUCUUAAAACAAGUUAAUUUUUUUUUUUAUAAAAAAAUUGAAAAAUAGCGUAACGGUUAGGUUCUUUGAUAAAUGGUUCGGUUUGGGAAAAAUCGCUUCUAAUGGUUCUGUACGGUUCGGAAUUUUGAAACGGUGUACCAAAUCAAUAAUUUUGGUUAAGUUCGGUUCUUGAUAAAUUGAAACGGUUCGGUUCAGUUCGAGUAAAUUUUUACUAUGAUUUGGUUCAGUUCAGUUCAUUUUUCUUACGGACUGUAAUAUAAACAACCUUAAAGGUCAUGUUCGAAAAAGAUCAUCUUAAACUAGAAUUCAAAAAAACAAAUCUACUUUUUAAUAAUUAUGUUGGAAGCAUACAAGAAAAGAUUAAAGAAAAAGCAUUUUGUAUUUUGAGAAUUGCAUUUGUAUUUUGAGGUAUAAUCGCAAAAUACGUGUGUUUGGAUUGGCGGUGGACAUAAUUGAUUCUUGUAGAAUUGAGUUUGGUAGAAUUGAUUCUAUCAGAAUUGAGUUUAGCAGAAUUGAUUUAUGUUUGGAUACAUUUAUGUAAAAGUGAGUUGAAUAAUAAAUUUCAGUGUAAAAAACAUCCAGAAUCAAUUCUGGAGGCAAAAGCUACAAAUUCUAGCUUCAAGUAGAAUCAAUUCUGGAGACAGAAUCAAUUCUACUUUUGCCUAAACAAACAUCUUUAAAUCACUCAAAAUCAAUUCUACAUCUAUAGAAGUGCUUUUGACCCUUCCAAAAGCCAAACCAAACAUACAGGUUCUAGAGCUUUGUUUAAUUUGACAUUUAGAGAUUUGACCUCUUUUUACCAAACGUGGCAAGUCUCGCAACCAAAUCAAAUCAAGAGUGUUUUUCAUUCUCAUCUUUUACCUUUUGCAUUGAUGAGAUAAAUGAGAGCUAAGGUGAAAUUUAGGCUACCAUGCUUGAAACUGCUUCUAUCACCAAACAACCAUAAAGCCUUCAAAGAAGUAAAAUGAAUAGGGCUUUGAAGGAGGGAACUGAGUCAGCACCACAACUUUCUAGUAAACAUGAUAUCAAAGAAAAGAUACAACCAACGCGGUUUUUUUAUUUAUUGAAAAUUUAUCAUGUUUUUUAAUAAUAAGAUACAACCAAUCAUUUAAGAAAAAUGUUUAGUAAGAAGAAACAUGAAAACAAGAAAUGUAAGAAUAAAUCUCAACUAUUUAUUAUCACCAUAAUCUCAACUAUUUACCUCUAAAAUAAUGACAUGUAUGUAUUUUUGUCUUUCUUCUUCAAUUUAUUUCGUACUAAAUAACAUUACUCAUCAAUUUAAAGGGUUAACUCCGGCCACUAGGCUACUUGACAAAAAAAAU